AUGCUGGGUUCACGUCUCCCAUAUCAAUUCUCUCUCCCCAGGGACCCAGAUGACUCUCGCAUAGCAAGCAUCAAGCCCACUUUUCGCAGAGUAUGGGUGAGGAGGCCAAAAACUCUCGCAGAACCCGUCAAGGACCUCAGGCGUGAAAUCGUCUUUCGCCAGGCUGUGCGAAAUUUGGAUUCCAAUUCCAACACAAAGCUAGGGCACAAGAAGAAGCGCCACCCCUCUAAAUCCCAAGUCCUCACCGAGCUUCACAAGAUCUCUCCCACCCCCAAAAAGACCGACUCUGUCUCGCCGUCUCCCGGCAAAGAAGAAGCUAGGGAGACUUUCCGUCGCAACUCUGGGCCCAUGCCUUCGGAUGACAAUGGUGCUGCUCCUUGCGGGCCGACCGUCCCGCAUCACAGGCGAUUGAGACGAGGAGUAACACAAGAAGCGGAGGACGGAAGCUGGAGUACAGUGAGGGAAGGCGCUACAUCCGAAGCCGUGGUCGUAUCGAAGACGGAAGAGGAGAAAGAUGAGGUUUCGAUCGAGCAAGACUCGUCGGAUGACGACGAGAGAGAGGAACAAUCGACCAGUGACGAAGAGGAAGACUUGGAGAUUGAGAGGUGGAAGCAGCGCCGUCUCGCAUCUACCGAUGAUGAGCAGGUCUUGAAUCGUGGAGCAGCUCGCGUCGUGUGGCAACAGGGCUCAAAGCUGAGUUUUCGCCUUAGUGAGGGAAACGAGGAGGAGUCUACUGGGGAGGUGGAAGAGGCGUAUCGGCUUCUCUCUGCCGGCGGCACCUUAUCCUAUCGCCAAUCCCAUUCCCUCGCAUCUCCCCCAGCUCUCGCUGCAGAUAUGGCACCCGCCGAUCACUCUCACACCUAUCCAGAAACCCUUCACCAUACGCUCUCCACAUCCUUGCUGCUCUCGCCUCUGGAAGGUCAUCAGGGAGGGGCGUCUAGCGCACCUCAAGAUGAGGAGACCCAGGAUGUCCCGGCCCAGGAGGAUGAGGACUUUUGGAUUGAACGACAGACCAAGAAGAGAGCACCAUCGCCGGGAGAGGACGACUAUGAUGAAGAAUCUGAAGGUCCCUUGGAAGAGUGUGAGGGGGCAUUGCUGCCCGGGCGGGCAGAAGCGGGGGAGCCUCGAAGAAGUCCCCGUCGCCCGAAACGUAUAUCGUAUUGGGCUGGCAACUCCGACGAAGACGACGACGGUACCGACAAGGAUCACGACAACCCCGACAAAAAUGACGAUUAUAACGACAAGGAUGAUGACGAUUAUAUCAACAAGGAUGACAAUGAUAUCGACGAGGACGACGAUUAUACCGGUAUCGACCCAGCCCUUCUCCUCGGCGAGCCCCUUUCACAAACUCAGCAGCCAUCCCAUGACCAGCCAGGCGCGAAUCUUCCUAUAUGGUGGGAUAGUAUAGAGGAGUGGGAAAGGCCUGAAGAAGCAGAGAGCGUCGAGGAAACCGUCAACUUUGGGCAUCGCGUCAGGUCGUCGACGCCGCCAUCUCCACCAAGCCCUACCCCUUCCUUUUCCCGCUAUCCAGAGACUCUCAAAUCACCAUCCCAGCUCGAUACCUAUACAAUUAUAUCCGACACCCCCACACCGUCAGUCUCGCCGUUGCGCCAUGGCAUCGAUGGUAUCCGUCUUCAUGACGAUCCAUCUUGCGACGAUCCACCCAGCCCUUAUCCCUACACUGCUAAUCCUUCACUACACUUUUGGGCAGCAAUCUAUGACGUAGCAGCGUCCGGGGAUAAUCAGUCGGAGAAGAAGGAGAAGCCAGUGACACACUCAAUCAGCACUAUCGAGGAUCUUCGAGCCCACCCCAGCAACGCCCGCGAGGCUAUCGUCAUCCCUCAACUUGACCCAGCACUGCCCUAUUCCACAAGCACGCGCCCCUCAUUAUCUCCCGACCACCUUCCUGCCCCUUGCCCUUCGACACAUACCACAGAGACUACAAACGGUAGCGGCUUGCUUACCCCUGGACCGAAGAGAGGUCUGGCGAGAAAGACUUCGGAUGUUUUUGAGGAGGAGGAUAGGGAGAAGCCAGGGAUGAAAAGAGGGAGGAGAGGUGUCGAUUAG
Cryptococcus wingfieldii CBS 7118 is the source of this 2067-nucleotide messenger RNA. RefSeq lists its product as hypothetical. The transcript has 3 exons. The coding region runs from base 1 to 2067 and encodes 688 amino acids. The record is from RefSeq and is a predicted model, not a curated record. NCBI's taxonomy places the organism in Eukaryota, Fungi, Basidiomycota, Tremellomycetes, Tremellales, Cryptococcaceae.